Molecule: messenger RNA, 1753 nt
Organism: Melampsora larici-populina 98AG31
Lineage: Eukaryota; Fungi; Basidiomycota; Pucciniomycetes; Pucciniales; Melampsoraceae
Exons: 13
Coding region: 75-1382 (435 amino acids)
Source: RefSeq, a predicted model, not a curated record
AGCUCAUCAAGGAAUACACAUAAUUUUCCAAUUUUUUAUCUUGCCUCUUUCAUCAUAGUGAAAUCCUUCGAGAAAUGGUCGACACAGGCGUUACAAAAAUCGCGGCCCUUCUGAGAACACUUCCACCGGAUAUCAAUGCCUACGCUGCUUUGAUCCCUUACAUCUACGCGCAGGCUUCGGCGCGUAAUCCAACGUGGAUGUCUUUUAUUUUGAUUGUCUUUCUUCUAGCGCAUAUCUCCAUAAUGACUUUGGCAACACUGGUCUUGAUUAAUCAUAUUCAAUCGGGACACUACUGGUUCAUGAAAAAGUUCAAAAGUGGACUUUUGAAGCCUGAUCGCGUACUUGUGGAGUCGAUAGGCUCAAUAUGUUAUGCAGCACUCACCAUUGUAGACAUGUCCUGUCAGCUAUACACAGACAUCGCUCAACGUCCCGUGCGAGGAAAACUUUUUCUUGAGUGGUAUCGCUGGCCUAUAGUCGGCUUCAUGUUGUGGUGCAUCAUGUGGGGUACUAUCGCGAACCGAGUGCGCGCUUUUUGGGACCCCACAUUUAGAGAAGACUCCAAUAGCGAACGUUGUGGGAUGCCUUCAUGGGUGAUAAACCUGCUCAAUGGAAUAUUUGUCUUCUGGCUUGUGGUAAAUGUUCCAGUUCUUUGCUCGAUCUAUAUUCCGGCUUAUCGUCGGCAAACCGAUAUUUUCAACACACUGGAUCGCGUGACCGAGGAACUACUCUUGGCGUCUACUGAGACGGAUACAUUACAAUUCUCAUGGGCUAAAUUGGAAAUGAUCAUAUCCCCAUUAGAAAGACUCCCAGAACUUUAUCAACAAUUCGCGUCGGCAUUCCUUAAAACCCAUUAUGCUUUUUUCGUUCUCGACUUCACCUUGAUGACUAUAUAUAUGAUUUUCGUCUACUUAACGUAUCGACAAUACAAGACUUUGCAUAAAAGUCCAACACACAUUCCGUUUGGAAUGGAUCCAAAUCGAAGCUUGAGGUUUACUUACCGUGAAGAAAUUAAAGCACUUUUUAUUGAAGCAGGCUGUCUGUGCUUCUGGUUGGCAUCAUAUAUGCCGGUGUUUGUGUGGACGGUAGCUGCAAGGUCUGGCGAAGAUCUCCUGCUUUCCCCACAAUCAGUAAUAGUACCUGAACUGAGUCUCGCCUCUGUGGCGUCUGUCGUUGGAAACAUUGUUUUGGCAUACCGGUUGGCUUCAACUAAGCGAAUGCUGGCGUAUAAGAAGACUCCAAUACCAUUAAACCCAGUACCCCAUGGGGAUUUGAAGAUGCAGGAUAGAAAAUCUGAAGCUGAUUGUCCACAUGAACAACAGGGUUCCCCCACAAGCUAUACUACUCGGGUAAAGGAUGACCAAGAGACUUCAUCAACGGGGUAAGAUUUUUCUCAUUUGAGUCAUGAUGUUUGUAUUUCUCUCCGCUCUUGAGUCUUGCCAUCAGACACACUAUUUUGUAAAUGCUCUUGUUCCUAGAUAGUAAAUGUGCAUCUAUUCUUCGAAUAUCUAUUUCAUGGCAUGGAUCUCCUCUUUAAACAGUACUGAUGCUCCCAUUUUCAAUCUACUCUCAACCUAUAUAUACGCUACUAGUUAAUGUAUCCUGAACUGUCUAAGAAACUUCAAUCCUUUUUUAUCUUUCUUAUAACCAAUUAGAGAUCUAGCUCUAUACCCACUUUCGCUUGUACUACAAUAUAUAUUCCACACAGAUCAGUUCCCGGAUCAAUCUCUUGGAAAUCCGGAUUACCUACACUGUC